CUCCUGCGCUACGCCGGGACUCUUCGCCCCCCAACUCCGGAGAUGGGGAACAUGGCAUGCGUUCCCCAAGCGCCCGGCCGCUUCAGGUACUCUUUUUCCAGGAAACCCUCCUUCAAGAAAGAACAAGAGAGCAAGAAAAAACUGGCCGAGCUCUUUGGGUUUGAGGUGGAGCAGGAGCGAGAUGUAACUUCAGACAAAAUUCUCCAAUAUAUUCCUGCAAAGAACUUUGCCAGCCAAGAGAAUGGAAAGGAAAACUUGGACCAGCGGUUCCCCAGCCUAUUCAAGAAGGGACGGAGGAGAACGGUGGUCCGGAAUCUGGGGAAAAUAAUCCACUACUCCAAACUCAAAUUUAAGUUUCAGCACUGCCAGGAAGCAAACGACUGCUAUUUGGAGCUUUUUCAAGAAUUCCUCUAUUUUCAGUCCCUUGGCCCCAACGGACACAAGUAUCAGGGUUUGCUACCCCUGACAGAACUGCGGGUGGCCAAACUUGAAAAUGAAAAUGGAAUUCAAGAAGAUCUGCACGCUUUUCAAAUUACAGGCCCGCUGCUCUCCCCCCUGACCAUCUACUGCCCCAGCCAGACGGAACUGAAGCACUGGCUCUACCACCUGGAGAAACAGAUCGAUUUAAACGGAGGGCGCCCGGAUUUGCCCCUGGAGACUCAGAGGGUCUGGACGCAGGGCGCGCCGGGCAAGGAGCAGCUGCGGUGGUCAAUGCAAAAUGCCCACGUGCAGGAAUGGAAGGGCACCCAGCGCAAGUCUCUGGGCGACAUCCUGUGUGUCUCCAAAGUGAAGCUGCAGCAUUUACCUUUCCAGGAACAGCAUCAUCGCUGGUUGGUGCUCUAUCCUUCUACCCUGGUUAUCGUAUCUGAAGAACACAAUGGCCUCUACUUCAAG
Molecule: messenger RNA, 894 nt
Organism: Protobothrops mucrosquamatus (brown spotted pit viper)
Lineage: Eukaryota; Metazoa; Chordata; Lepidosauria; Squamata; Viperidae
Product: probable pleckstrin homology domain-containing family N member 1
Exons: 8
Biological process (GO): response to hypoxia; positive regulation of apoptotic process; 3'-UTR-mediated mRNA destabilization
Cellular component (GO): cytoskeleton; mitochondrial membrane
Molecular function (GO): phosphatidylinositol phosphate binding; phosphatidic acid binding; phosphatidylserine binding
Source: RefSeq, a predicted model, not a curated record